Magnolia sinica is the source of this 2723-nucleotide messenger RNA. RefSeq names its product protein NTM1-like 9. The record is from RefSeq and is a predicted model, not a curated record. Bases 287 to 2482 code for a protein of 731 amino acids. NCBI's taxonomy places the organism in Eukaryota, Viridiplantae, Streptophyta, Magnoliopsida, Magnoliales, Magnoliaceae. Gene Ontology annotation, molecular function: DNA binding. The transcript is spliced from 7 exons. Gene Ontology annotation, biological process: regulation of DNA-templated transcription.
AAACUGUAAUUAGGAUGAAAUCAAGGACUGUAUACGGACGCGGGAUAUGCAAUGGAUUGUUUUCUCGGACGCGGUUUUGGUCGACCUUUUAAUGAAGACCCGCAGCAUCCUCUUUCUCCCUCUCUCUUCCUGGGACUUUCUCAGCUACUCUCUGUUCUUCUUGUCUUCUUCUUUUCUUCCUGGGGUUUUCUCUGUUAGGGUUUUUGAAAUCUGAUUCUCACGGAAGAAUUUGAGUUGGUGUUUCUCAGUCAGAUAUCUUUCUUUCGGAAAGGCGGGUUUUAAAGAAAUGGAGUUUUCGGCUCUGCCCUUGGGAUUCAGAUUCCGUCCGACGGACGAAGAGCUCAUUAACCACUACUUGAAGGGCAAAAUCAAUGGACGCAGAUCUUUCGAGGAUGUGAUGAGGGAAAUCGACGUGUGCAAGUGCGAGCCAUGGGAUUUACCAAGUAAAUCGGUGAUUAUAUCUGAUGAUCCGGAGUGGUUUUUCUUUUCCCCCCGCGAUCGUAAGUAUCCUAAUGGGCACCGGUCAAACCGGGCCACCGAAGCUGGGUAUUGGAAAGCAACGGGUAAGGAUCGGACAAUCAAGUCGGGGUUGAAACGGAUCGGGAUGAAGAAGACUCUGGUUUUCUAUAGAGGGCGUGCUCCGAAUGGUGAGAGGACUAAUUAUAUAAUGCACGAGUACCGCGUAACUGGAAAUGAGGGGGAUGUGGGGCAGGGUGCUUUUGUUAUUUGCCGUCUAUUCAGAAAGCCCGAGGAGAAUGGAACAUCUAACUUCGAUGAGGUGGACCCGAGUGGCUACUCUCCUACCACGACCAAGUCCUCUCCUGAUGACACACAGCAUGCAGGAGAUUCUGUGGAGCAGUCUGCGACCCCAUCAAACCAAGGAUUACCUGAAUCGGAUAUGCGAGAGGACCCACAACCAUCGGUUGAAACAGUUGAAGAAACUGUGAAUAUUAAGAGGUGGUUAGCGGACAAAGCAGACAAUGGAACAGCUUUUCCUCCAGCAUCAGAAGGGAGCCAGUGCAAUAGCACUUUGGCUUCUGAUGUAGGUGAUCGUGAGGAGGUGGAAGCACUGCUGGAAAAUUUCUACGUGCCAACAUUUGAGCCGCUCUAUCCUUCAUAUAUCAAUCCACAGAUGCACAUUGGCCUAGGGCCUUAUGUGGACCCUCCAUACUAUGACGUAUAUGGAAAUGGACCACCAGCUGGGCUGUUUCAGGAUAACACAGCUGAGCAGGAUGCUUCAUCUGUCGACUUGGUCUCAGAGUUAUUUGAUAAAGUGAUCAAUGAUAAUCAUGGUGAACAUUCCUCUGAAGGGCAAACCAGUGCUGGAUUUGGAAUCAACCCCAGUGGUGUUUUCCAGGCUCAAGGUCCGAUGUUACAGUGCCAGGCUUAUGGUGCUACACAGAGUGUCGAACCAUGGGAACUCUCAAGCAUGGUUAGUGCAUCCAGUAGUGAAGCAGAUGCUGAAUUAUCAAGAUCUCCUGUGGAUCCAAAGCCAGUACCCUCUGUGUUUCCCUCUGAGCCAGAGUUUCAACAUGUGGAUUCUAUGGAUACAGCAUUUGCGCAUGCUGGGCCUCCACUUGAUGGUUCAUAUGGAAAGCAAAAUAUGGGUGUGAUCCGUGAUGACCAUCUUGGGCCAGACAUUUACUCGCUCAAUUCCACCACCGGGUCCUUGCAUGACAUGUUCAAUAAUCGCGAGGAAUUGACCAGUCAGAAUAGUUUGACUGACAGUAUUGAUGGCCGUGAUGGGACCGGAAUCAAGAUAAGGGCCCGCCAGCCGCUGCAAAGUUCUCAAACACUUACGUUGAGGCAGGGCUUUGCCCCAAGGAGGAUUCUUCUACAAAUUUCUCAUACUACCGGCAAGGGCAGUGAGUUGAGCAGGGACAAAGAAUGCCAUGAGCCACAAAUGGCUUGUACUACCAGCAAGGAUAGUGAGUUGAACAGAGACAAAGAAUGCCGUGAAGCUGAAACAGUAAUAUCUAAGGCUGAAGGAAAUGUGGAAGAUACCAACGGAAAAGGAGCGCAGUCUGAAGGAAAUGUGGAAGAUACCGAUGGAGUUGCACAGGCUGAAGGAAAUGUGGAAGAUACUAAGGGACAAGGAAUGGAAGCAUCAAAACCCAUUCAAGACACUAACCCUGAGGAUUCCUCUAAUCAUGAUGGGACACACACAUCUGUGAAGCCCCAAAUGCCCACCUGUUCAUCAGGCCUGCACCUUGCCAACAAUUCCCAUCACAAAGAAGCAUGCCUUCCCAAUUCUGGCAAUGAAGGGCGUUGUAUGAUCCUACAGUCAAGUUCAGGUCCAAGGUUGAGAGUGAAGCCGGAUGAUAAAACAGGCAGCAGCAACCAGCAUGGCCCAUCCGUCCUAUUUGGGGACCAGCAUGCAGCAUCUAACACCCGUUCCCCGUAUAUCUCUAUAGUCUAUGCAGGUCUAUUUAUAAUCCUUGCCAUACUGUUUGUAGGUGUAUGGAGGUGCCUUACAUCAUGAUCUAGGUAUAUUAUAUUUGUAUAGAGAACAAAUGCAAUGGUUUUUUUUUUUAAUUUUAUUUUUUUAUUUUCAUUUGUAGGGAUAAUAAACUAUAUAUGUAUGCAUGUAUAUGUAUGAUGAUUGUAGAUGGGAACCUGUAGUGGGAUCUUUUUUGACUGUUGUUUUAUAGAGAAUCCUAUGUAACCAUUGCAUGGAAGGUAGCUUCCUUGAUGUAUUAAUCUAGCACGUAAAUUCUUGUAAA